GUUACACCAAAUCUCUCGUUCAGAAUGGACUUGGAGCACCGUAUCAGUAAAUAUCCUUUAAUCACAUUCUCUUUGGUCUCGUUAUCUGAGGUCACAGUCAUUUCUAUCUGCAUUACACUGCCGAUGUUUUAUAAGUACUAUACAUCCAGAAAAGUUACACCAAAUCUCUCGUUCAGGAUGGACUUGGAGCACCGUAUCAGUGAAUAUCCUUUAAUCACAUUCUCUUUGGUCUCGUUAUCUGAGGUCACUGUCAUUUCUGUCUGCAUUACACUGCCGAUGUUUUAUAAGUACUAUACAUCCAGAAAAGUACCUCACAUAGUCAUGCGUCAAUUGCAGUUUCAAAUAGGAUUGACUGACUUCAGUGAUAACUCUGUUAUUCCACAAGCAGCGGGGGAUUAUCGCGUGCGAUGUCAUUGA
This is a messenger RNA of Haemonchus placei, 417 nucleotides long. Lineage: Eukaryota; Metazoa; Nematoda; Chromadorea; Rhabditida; Trichostrongylidae. The record is from the annotation of a GenBank genome assembly.